AUUCUAGUUUAUUAAUAAAGUUUAAAAUAUUGACUUUAUUGCGGAUGUUGUUCAAUUCCAUUCAGAUAGAAGUUUUGUUCUGAUAUUCUGAAGUUUUUAAUAUAAAGUCACAUUCUAUUCUUCACAAUGUGUGGUGGAUUUAAUUGCUCGAAAAAUGCUCUCACAGCGUUGAACAUUUUGUUCUUGCUUGUUUCCUUCGUUCUUAUUGGAACGGCUUCUUAUGCAAAAGCAGCAGGAUAUAUUUACAGUUUUGAAAUUGCAGGAGGGAUAAUAGCUUGCGGAUUAUUUCUUUUCUUCAUAUCAAUACUUGGAUUGAUCGCCUCAUCAAAGCAUCACCAAGUGCUGCUGUUCUUUUACUUUGUAGUUUUGUUUCUCCUGUUCCUCAUCCAGUUCUCUGUAUCAAUUGCCUGUCUUGCAUUAUCUAAAUCUGAUGAGAAAGCACUCCUUCAAGGUGCAUGGAACAUGAGCAAACCAGAAGUGACCGACACAGCAGAGACAUUAUUUCAUUGCUGUGGAUGGAACGAAACUGAUUUGAUGAAUGACGACAUUACAAACCAUUGCGAAAAUGAGCUGAAAGCUUGUGUCAAAGAGGUUUCAAAGGAUUCAGAUUUACCAAAGUGUCAGCCAUGCAGCAUUGUUCUAACUGAGAGAGUAAGUACAUUGCUGGUUGCAACUGGUGGAAUUGGCUUUUUCUUCAGUUUGAUGGAGUUGAUGGGAGUGUACCUAGCUGUCCGAUUCCGAAACCAGAAAGAUCCAAAAGCAAAUCCAAGUCAAUUUUUAUGAUGAGUAAUCAUUGAGUGACUCAUCAAUUAUUAAAUGAAUGAGAUUUUACGAAGCAUCGAAACGUUAUCUUCGAACUGACUUAUAAUAAUAACAAUUUAUAUAUUAAAAUAGAAAAUGACAGAAUUUUGUGCGAUCAUGCGUUUUUGUAGAUAUAUUUGGAAUAUACAAGUCAGUUCACAGGAAAUAAAAAAUGCAGUAGAAUCCUUAUUUUAUCACAGUUGCACAUUAUUGCUAUGGUUCUCAUAGAUUUGGCUGGUAAAUAAACGAUGGUGUAAUA
Molecule: messenger RNA, 1060 nt
Organism: Styela clava
Lineage: Eukaryota; Metazoa; Chordata; Ascidiacea; Stolidobranchia; Styelidae
Product: tetraspanin-13-like
Cellular component (GO): membrane
Source: RefSeq, a predicted model, not a curated record